CUCUGGGCUUCAGUCGGCUCUUAGACGUACUCGCGAUCACUUGGGCCGGAGAAAGUUCGCGGUUCAGCUGUGGGAACAAUCGAAACUGCGUCGCGUUCGCAAUUAGCAGCUAUAAAUAUUUACAAAAGUCCAUAAAUACAAACGAACUGGCCAUCGCCCAUCUGCCACAGAGGAUAUAUCGUUCGAUCCUCCCUGCCAAUACCAUAUAAAGCCAAACCACCAACGACCAUCGGCACGUCCAUUCAACCGUUCGGCGAAGCCCACGCAAAACGACACAAAAUCUCAAACACAAAUCGUGAUAAAUUUUCGCUAAAUUGCGCAAACGUUUUUCGACUAAUUAAAAUUUGACGUGCAUACCAAAACUCCAACUUCGAAACUUCGAAAGCCCCAAAAGCGAGAAAUAUAAAUUGCAAACAAGCGAAUUUCCGCGACGACACUUGGCAAGUGAAAUAAUGAAAUAAAAAUAACAAAAAGUAGGGGAACAAAGCCGCAGCAACGAACCCACAUCAAACACAAAAUAAACGUAAUUAGAACUGCGCAAAUUACUUAGAACUGCAAAAACAUUUGUUCUCCCCCACACUAACGCACGAGGAAUGCUGUUUUGAGAUAACCCACUGAAACCGAAUCGGAACUCCGGACUAUCCAUACUAAACCCCCAUCUUCCGCGAUACUCUUGAAUAAUUCAGCCUCGGAUCGCAAUCGCGAUCGCAAUCGCCGUAUCGAUCUGCAGUGGGCUUUACGACCCCCGAAUGUGUCCCAGUUACACACUUAUGUGGGUGGGUGUGUGUGACUGUUCCAUAUCCGUAUAUAGAAUAGAGUCGGCCAACGCAUUAGCGCCGAUUGUGAGUCAGAGGCACGGCUAUAGUGCUGAUUCUGAUUGAUCCGCUCAACCUUUCGCCCUAUCUGGUUAAUUGGAAGUCGUUUUGGUGGGGUUCAGUUGAGCGGAGAAGAAGCUCUUUUCGCCGUCUACUUUCUAUCGUUAUUUCUGGGAAACAUUAACCCAAACAUUAACAAAUACACUUAACCACCCAACCUACGGCGUGUUCUUUGAAUGGGGAUGCAAAUUAAUAACCAAUAGCCAGCGAGCCAAUUCUGUUGUUAAUAAAAACUCGACCGACUCCGCAAAUGCGAGCGUCUUUAUUGUUUUGGGCGGAAAUAGAAUUCUGAAGGCAAACAUUUUUCAACGAUGACUGACUGCCUAGUUGAGUGAAAGUUUUCGCGUUUUCGAAACGAUUCUCGUUGGAAAUCUGCCUGCUCUCAGCAAUCUAUAUAUUGGUUCUUACGAAUUAGCAUUGCAAAUGCGGAAUUUACAUUAGCUGCGGCUUAAUGCGACUAGGAAUUUUAUAUUUAUGGCUGUUGUGUGGCUUUUUGGCCAAAUAUCCAUAAGUAAUUGGCCAGCUUCGGCACAUUUGAAUUCAGGUUCAAAGCCAUUCGUUAUUCAUUAGGAAAUGGGAAUCGAAAACCUUAUCGCCAGGGAGUUAGUGCUCAUUUCGAUCUCGUCUCGAAGCCGAUAUAUUCUACAGUUCCAGAGAUAAGCCGAAAAAAUGGACCCCAAGAAAACGUUAACCUGGUUUUUCAGCCUGCCAUCGGUGCGCUACGCGCAGAUCUUUAUCGUGAUGGCGUUUGAUCUGCUGACCCUGUCCAAUCUGUAUCCGAAGCACUCGAGCUAUAUUGCGCGUCCAUUCCUACUCUGGCAGGAUAACCAGUAGGAGGACGAACGUAGCCUGGACUCAACUCUGCAAUUCUAACUAAUAUAAAUUUUUUACCGUGCGUGGGAGACGUUUUAUUGCCCCCAAAGAUUUUUGACCAGACACCAACCUUGAGCUUCAAUGCCAAUGCCAGGCCCAUGACGUCACUUGUAUCUGCUUGCCUCUUGCUGGUAAAAUAUACUGAAUAUUUUGUACAUACA
This is a messenger RNA of Drosophila sechellia, 1909 nucleotides long. RefSeq lists its product as uncharacterized. The record is from RefSeq and is a predicted model, not a curated record. Lineage: Eukaryota; Metazoa; Arthropoda; Insecta; Diptera; Drosophilidae. The transcript is spliced from 2 exons.